This is a messenger RNA of Enterobius vermicularis (human pinworm), 618 nucleotides long. NCBI's taxonomy places the organism in Eukaryota, Metazoa, Nematoda, Chromadorea, Rhabditida, Oxyuridae. The record is from the annotation of a GenBank genome assembly.
AUGUCGAUUAUGAGCUAUAAUGGUGGUACGGUUCUAGCCAUGGCUGGAGAUCAGUGUGUUUGCAUCGCCUCUGAUCUAAGAUUCGGCGAGCAAAUGCUUACAGUGGCCACUGGAAUCAAAAAGGUGCAUAAGUUAGGCGAGAAGGUUUAUAUUGGUUUUGGUGGAUUCCAUUCAGAUGGAAAAACAGUGCUUGACGAAAUUAUUUUUAGAAAAAAUCUUUACGAGUUGAGAGAAAAUAGGAAAAUCAAACCUGAGGUUGUUGCAACGAUGGUGUCUAAUCUGCUGUAUCAUCACCGCUUCGGUGGGUAUUUUACUGAACCAUUAAUUGCCGGUCUAGAUCCAGUAACUAAUGCUCCAUACAUAUGUGGUAUGGACACUAUUGGCUGCAUUGCAGCACCAAAAGAUUUUAUUGCUGUCGGAACGGGAGCUGAAUUCUUAUUAGGGGUUUGUGAAGGUUUUUGGCACGAAGGUAUGAAUUCGGAGGAAUUGUUUGAGGCAACUGCACAAUCGAUGCUUUCCGCGAUGGAACGGGAUGCUGCAUCUGGUUGGGGAGUAGUUGUUUACACGAUAACUAAGGACAAAGUUAACAUAAAAACACUGAAGGCUCGAAUGGACUAG